GCUGAUUCCUUUCAAUACUGUAUUUUAAGUGAGGCGUAACGAAGUCUCGAUUUCUUUUACAGUGACUUUCGCGUGGCCGACUUAAUAUAUACCGUAGAAUUAACAAUUAUGGGAGGUGAAGAAGGGCUAGGUGUGACAACUGGUCAACCCAAUUUAUACAAACAAGAUCUUUCAAAGCUAGAUGUCAGUACAUUAACUGCCUUAUCUCGUGAAGUUAUUAGCAGACAAGCUACAAUAAAUAUUGGUACCAUUGGUCAUGUAGCGCAUGGAAAAUCUACAAUCGUUAAGGCAAUUUCAGGUGUGCAAACUGUACGGUUUAAAAAUGAGUUGGAAAGAAAUAUUACAAUUAAACUUGGAUAUGCGAAUGCAAAGAUUUAUAAGUGUGAUAAUGAAAAAUGUCCAAGGCCGGCUUGUUACAUAUCAGGAGGAUCUAGUAAAGAUGAUUCCUUUCCUUGUUUACGUCCCGUUUGUCCUGGACGAUUUCAAUUGGUUCGACAUGUGUCCUUCGUAGAUUGCCCUGGACACGAUAUUCUUAUGGCAACUAUGCUUAACGGAGCUGCCGUUAUGGAUGCAGCGUUACUUUUAAUUGCUGGCAAUGAGUCGUGUCCACAACCACAAACUUCUGAACAUUUAGCUGCGAUUGAAAUCAUGAAGUUAAAGCACAUAAUCAUUUUGCAAAAUAAAAUUGACUUAGUGAAGGAAGCUCAGGCGAAAGAACAGUACGAACAAAUAUUGAAAUUCGUUCAAGGUACUGUGGCAGAAGGAGCUCCUGUUAUUCCAAUUUCUGCUCAACUGAAAUAUAACAUUGAAGUAUUGUGCGAGUAUAUAACAAAGAAAAUUCCGGUCCCACUUAGAGAUUUUACGUCAGAACCACGAUUGAUCGUUAUCCGAUCGUUCGACGUUAAUAAGCCUGGUUGCGAAGUGGACGAUCUCAAAGGUGGAGUUGCAGGAGGCAGUAUAUUAAGAGGUGUAUUGAAGGUUGGCAUGGAAAUCGAAGUCCGACCUGGAUUAGUCUCUAAAGAUAGUGAAGGGAAAUUAACGUGUCGUCCUAUAUUUUCACGUAUCGUUUCGCUAUUUGCCGAACAGAACGAGCUACAAUUCGCAGUUCCCGGUGGCCUUAUAGGUGUUGGAACGAAAAUCGAACCAACUUUGUGCAGAGCUGAUCGUUUAGUGGGACAAAUUUUAGGAGCUGUUGGGGCAUUACCUAAAAUAUUCAUUGAACUUGAAAUAUCGUACUAUCUUUUAAAACGUUUGUUGGGUGUAAGAACGGAGGGUGAUAAGAAAGGAGCGAGAGUACCAAAAUUAUCUAGAAAUGAAGUAUUGCUAGUGAAUAUUGGCUCUCUUAGUACUGGCGGUCGAGUUUUAGCUACCCGUGCUGAUUUAGCUAAAAUAAGCUUGACGAGUCCAGUGUGUACAGAAAUCGACGAAAAGAUUGCAUUGUCGCGUCGUGUCGAAAAGCAUUGGCGUUUGAUUGGUUGGGGUCAGAUUUGUGGAGGACAAACGAUAGAACCUGUCCUCGAUGGAAAAUAAUUUCUUUAACAUCGCAAAGAGAGGAUAACGACAAAGAUUUAUUAACAGUCUUAUAACUUAUACCUAUUGGGUUUAUACAGUUGUAAGCAAUAUUUGUAAUAAAUCAUGCCAUUUAUCUUA
Messenger RNA from Vespa velutina, 1650 nucleotides. RefSeq names its product eukaryotic translation initiation factor 2 subunit 3, Y-linked (gene eIF2gamma). Gene Ontology annotation, biological process: positive regulation of translational fidelity; formation of translation preinitiation complex. Gene Ontology annotation, molecular function: GTPase activity; GTP binding; translation initiation factor activity. Gene Ontology annotation, cellular component: eukaryotic translation initiation factor 2 complex; cytosol. The transcript is spliced from 9 exons. Bases 109 to 1530 code for a protein of 473 amino acids. The record is from RefSeq and is a predicted model, not a curated record. Lineage: Eukaryota; Metazoa; Arthropoda; Insecta; Hymenoptera; Vespidae.